AAAAAAAAAAAAAAAAAGGACACCAAUGAUAGAGGUAUCCACCGGUCAAUAGGACACAAGCACCGAAGGGAGAACGAUCGGUCGGAGAGGGGAGGGGGAGUAGAAAGCAGUUGGAAGAGGGUGGGCUUACAGAACAAGCAAUGAGAUCUCCGGUCCCGUGGCAUGGAAGAAAUGAUGACCGUCAGCUGUUGAAGAGGUCCGGAAGAAGAGAGGGGGAAAAGUCGCAAGAAAGAGGAACGCGAAAAACGAGAGGAGACGAGAAAACAAAAGUUCGGAAGGACGUUACCCCUCGAAGAAGGAAUAUAGAAUAGAAAAGGUAAAAAAUAAAUUAAAAUAAAAGGGCAACAAGAAAAGAAAAAAAA
Messenger RNA from Aspergillus pseudotamarii, 362 nucleotides. RefSeq lists its product as uncharacterized. The annotation marks the transcript as partial. Lineage: Eukaryota; Fungi; Ascomycota; Eurotiomycetes; Eurotiales; Aspergillaceae. The transcript has a single exon. The record is from RefSeq and is a predicted model, not a curated record.